GUACAUUUGCACCUACGAGGCUAACAUGGCAAAAAACAUCAAACGAGGAAGGCAAAGAAACUGGUCAAACAUAUCUCCUUCUGAAAUUUCUUCAGCUCAAUGGCCCUUCAGAUAUUGUGAUAUUGAAGAAGUUAAUAGCUGUGAGGAAGUUUUUGGAAUUGAGUUAUGGGAUCAAAUACAGGCAAAAAAAAAUAGAUUUGAGUGUACAAGCUCAUGGAAUGGGAAACAGAUGAUAAAAAGCAGACAGAUGAUAUCCAGGAGUGAAUUAAGCUGUGGAAAUCCUCAUGAUCAAGCUAGAAACCUUUUCAGUCUACUUCUUUUGAAACAUUUUGAGGACAGUUUUCUUUCACAACAAGAAAUAAGAUUGCAGCCAUUUGAAAUAUAUGUAGCUCCUGGUCGUUAUGUAGAAUAUAAACCACAGGUUGAUAUAUGUUUAUUGGAUCCGAAUAAGGACGGAACAAUCUGCUUAAACAUAAUUGAAAUAGUUGGAGUACUGAUACAGUACUAG
Messenger RNA from Mytilus californianus (California mussel), 508 nucleotides. RefSeq lists its product as uncharacterized. Bases 26 to 508 code for a protein of 160 amino acids. The transcript has 4 exons. NCBI's taxonomy places the organism in Eukaryota, Metazoa, Mollusca, Bivalvia, Mytilida, Mytilidae. The record is from RefSeq and is a predicted model, not a curated record.